This is a messenger RNA of Lodderomyces theae, 2934 nucleotides long. RefSeq names its product DNA-binding transcription factor (gene RAP1). NCBI's taxonomy places the organism in Eukaryota, Fungi, Ascomycota, Pichiomycetes, Serinales, Debaryomycetaceae. Gene Ontology annotation, molecular function: telomeric repeat DNA binding. The coding region runs from base 1 to 2934 and encodes 977 amino acids. Gene Ontology annotation, biological process: telomere maintenance via telomere lengthening; regulation of DNA-templated transcription. Gene Ontology annotation, cellular component: shelterin complex. The transcript has a single exon. The record is from RefSeq and is a predicted model, not a curated record.
AUGGAUUACAAUUACAAUUACGAUUCGGCUUUCGGUGACAGUGCUGCAGAAGCUACUGCAGAAGCUACUGCACAAGCAGCUGUGUUUGCUGCUGGUCAACAGCAACAUAAUCAUCAUCAUUUGCAAGCUGCUGCUCACAAUGCACGCGCUACUCAACAGGGUCAAAUUAACAGAAACGCACCCGUCAACACUACUACUUCCGCAGGCGAUCAAUUCCAGAUUCCUCCACCACCUCCGCAAUUUCAUCACCAGUACGCCAAACCUCAAACCAACAUCUUUGUCGACAGCGACAACAAGCCGCUUGCAUUCUUCAUCCCGAACAACGAACCAAAUCGCAACAAGUACCGCCGAUUGGUGAUUCAAAAUGGCGGGUUUGUCACUGAUGGCGGAUUGGACAAUGUGAUACAUGUGUCGAGCCGGGACCAUAUGGGUGGGUUUGUUCGGAUUAAUUAUAUUGAGGAUUGUGUGCAAGUGGGACAUUUGUUGCCCACGAGCAAUUAUGUUAUUCAUGUGGCGGCCCCUUCUUCGCUGCUUGAUGAUGUUGGGGAUGAGCCUAUGAUCGAUGCGUUCUUGGCUCAACAACAGCAACAACAGCAACAACAGCAACAACAGCAACAACAGCAACAACAUCAUCAUCAUCAGCAACAGCAUCAUCAUCAGCAACAACAGCAUCAUCAUCAGCAACAACAACAUCAGCAACAGCAAAGCAAUGCGAAUGAGUUUAUCAAUUUCAGUAGCACGGCCACUCCAUCCACUACCAAACCCACGUCAUCCACCACCUCCUCCUCCUCAACAACAACAACAACAACAACAAUAGCCCAGAAACGAGCACCUCACAAACAAGGUUCCACUCUGAACCGUUUCACCGACGAAAAAGACGCAUACAUCUUGGAACAAGUUCGCAAAAGGCCCAAAUUCCGCCACUCGCACGAUUUCUACCGUGAACUAGCCACGCACGACAUAUUGAGCAUGCACACCGGCAACUCCAUCCGGGCUCGAUUUAGGCGUCAUUUGGCACCGCGUUUGGAGUACGUGUACAAGACGAACGAGCGGGGUAAAUUGCUCAAGGACAAACUGGGCAAUUACAUACCUGUCCCCUUGGACCAGUUGGAUGGUGGUGAAACGAUGAAGACAAAGUUUACUGCCCUGGAUGAUUACGACUUGUGUUGUUCGGCUAUUGCUUACAUUAAACAGCAAUCCAUCUUGCAAGGUUUGGAUUAUGAUGGUACUGAUGCCAGCCGAAAGUCCAAUUUGCCAUAUCUGUUUUUCAAUACAUUGUAUCAUAAAUGGCCCAGGCACCCGUUGCAUUCGUGGAGAGAUAGGUGUCGGAAGUAUAUCGCUAAUGAUUUGGAUUAUGUGGCGUAUAAGCAGUACUACGAGUCGUGUUUGGCGAGGGGUGAUGUGCCGCAGGUGUUGACUAAGGUGCCUCAACAUGUAGCUAGGUUUAAUAAGAGUGUUGGGGAGUUGAAGAGUGAUGUGCAGGCGCAAAAGAAGCGGAAUAGGGAGAAUUCAGACAAGGUUGACGGUGAUGGUGAUGAUGCUACUGCUGGUGAAAAUGAGGAUGAGAUUGAGGAUGAGGAUGUGGCGUUUGUUGAGAAUGCGGAAGCACUUGCUAAUGCAGCUGUUGCUGCUGCCAAGGCUCGUGAUGAAGAAAAUGCACGAAAGAUAGAGCAGUCGUUGCAACAACGGAAACGCCAAAAGACGCGACAACAAGCCAAAGCCAAGGACAAGGACAAGGACAAGGACAAGGACAAGGACAAGGACAAGGAUCAAGAAGAUGAAUCUGCACUCGAUGAAGAAAUCGGUGAAUUGAAAAACUCCAACAUUGGUGAUGCCUUGAAUUUUAAAUCCUCAAGUCAGAAGGGGAAUGGUGAUAUUGCUGAUGAUUCUGAAUCAGGUUCCGAUGUGGAUAUCGAUGAUGUGCUCAGCGAUCGCAUUGAGGUGCCAAAAUUGACUGGUCUUGGAACACUUGACGAGGAAGAGGAAGAGGAAGAGGAAGAGGACGAAAAGGGAGGCAAUGAAGAUGGAGCUCAGGGUGGGUUAACUGAGACCAAUGGCCAAUCGGAAGAAGAGUCGGGUAACGAAGAAUUCUUUUCGGCGCCGACUAGGUCGGACACCUUGGGAUCGCACCGUAUUGAUUCUCUAUUGCAAUCACAAGUACUGGCGAAGGAGGAUAGCAUAUCGAAUCAAGAAGAAGAAGGAGAAGAGAACGAGGACGAGGGGGGAGUUGGCGAUGGUGAUGAUGAUGACGAUAUCCUGGAUAUAAAACUCGCGUACCUUGCCAAUUCAACGCCGUUGAUUGACUGUGUUGACCCAUCCAAGUUUCUCAUAUUGCUCAAGCAAAAGAAACCACGAGUGCUAUUACUCACUGAGCUUCUCGAUGAGAAACGAAGCAGCAGCAAUAACGAUAGCAAGGAGCAGAGCGAUGAUAAUGAUGAUGAUGAUGAUGAUGUUUCAUUGGACGAGAUUUUCCUGAAAUUGAACUCGCUCGGGUUCAAAAACGCCUUCAUUUGCCAUAUCAUCUAUGCAUGUUCAAGUGAUACUUUAGUCAUGGUCAACUACAUUGCCCAGUUCAUCGAUACGUUAUCUUCUGCAAUCAAUGAGGCUAGUGAGAAACAAAAGUCCAUUCAAGAAAGCAAGAAUAAGAAGAAGAAGAAGAGGACGAGAAGCAAUGGUGGAGAUGGGGAUUUUGAUUGGGAGACGGAGUUGGUUGAUUUCUAUUUACCGUUCAAAAAGGCGCCUGUGGGUACUUGGAACAAGACGUUUGAUUCUGUUUUGGGUACUGAUCAAGAACGCAAGUUAUUGAAGUUUAAGAGUUGGCAUGAGAUUGCCGAGCGUAAGAAGUUUAUUGCUUCUUGUGUAGAGGAGGACGAGGAGGAGGACGAAGACGAAGAGGGAGAAAGAGAGGGUGAUGAAGAUGAAGAUGAAGAGUAG